UUGGGUUGUUCUGUGGCGCACCUUUUCUCAAUGCCUUUGGGUAAUACAAUGGUUGCACACAGCCUUCUCACGGUUCUGUUGAUUAUGGCUGCAAAUGCUUAUGAUAAUCGUCUUAACGAGAUCAGAUCUGUUGAUGACUACUUAAAUAUAUGCAUGAACGGCACGCAUCACAAGAAAGCACCAAGUCCAGAACCGACGGAUGAUCAUAUUUGCACUGAUUGGGCAUCGAUGUCAUGCUGCGAGCACAAAACAAUGCGAAGUGUUCAGGAAUCGCUUCUGUACAAUUUCAAUCACUCUCACUGCAAACCCAUGAGCCCAAAAUGCAUGGACAUGUUCAAAAGAGAGUUAUGCUUCUACGAGUGUUCACCGCAUGUCGGCCCUUGGCUUGUCAAAACCCGAAGCCGGAGGCGAAUGGAAAGAAGUUAUCAUGUCCCUCUGUGUGAGGAAGAUUGCAACAUGUGGUAUGAGGCUUGCAAGAUUGAGGAGACUUGCGUCAGGGAUUGGUCCGUUGAAUUUGAAUGGUCUAAAGGUAUGAAUGUGUGUCCAUCAACUAGCGCAUGCGAGCUAUUCUCGGACGUUUACAAAAAUGCCAGUGAUUUUUGCCACGCGAUCUGGGAUGGGGGAUGGAAAGUGGAAAAGGCCCCUAGGUGCAUGCAUUUUGUCGCAGUUGAUGAACGGUCCAAGGAACACAACCAACGCGUCGCUCGACAAGCAGCCGAAGAAAUAAUUCGACGAUUAUCUGGCACCUCUUCAGCUUAUUCACAGUUCAGCGGAUUAGUCUUUCUCCUAUCAUCCACAAUUCCACUGGUCUUCGGAACCCGUUACUAAGUACAAUUUUCCAAUACGUGCUUACGGUCAUACUCCCAUAUAUGUAGCUUCCGAGUGUUAGUUUCUGUACAAUUUCUGUUCCCUGAUUCUAACUUUUUAUUUCUGACUUGAAAACCUUGGAUUCUAAUGCUAUUCUGCUACACCGCAUUGUUUUGCUGAACCCGAAAACGGAACCCACAAAACACGAAUUGUGCGAAUCUUUGUUCAUCUGAAGGAACUCAGCUGUUGUUAAAUUCGAA
This is a messenger RNA of Opisthorchis viverrini, 1067 nucleotides long. RefSeq lists its product as hypothetical. NCBI's taxonomy places the organism in Eukaryota, Metazoa, Platyhelminthes, Trematoda, Opisthorchiida, Opisthorchiidae. The coding region runs from base 31 to 828 and encodes 265 amino acids. Gene Ontology annotation, cellular component: external side of plasma membrane. Gene Ontology annotation, molecular function: signaling receptor activity. The transcript has 3 exons. The record is from RefSeq and is a predicted model, not a curated record.